Molecule: messenger RNA, 1593 nt
Organism: Adineta ricciae
Lineage: Eukaryota; Metazoa; Rotifera; Eurotatoria; Adinetida; Adinetidae
Source: the annotation of a GenBank genome assembly
AUGGUCUCAUUUCAUAUCGUUCAAUCUUAUAAUCCUGAUGAAGGUAACUUAUGUAGAAUUCAUGCAGAUGCGUUUACCAGAAUGACUGUGUUAAAUGAACUAUCCUCGCUCCGUUCGGUUACUCUUCGCUUCCAUCAUGACCAUCCUGAAUUAGCCACAAGUAUGAUCAUCAAUACAAAACUUACUUAUUUGGAAUUGCUGUUUUAUGGAACACAAGAGAAGAUAUCGAUCUAUUCUUUGAUUCCUCUUCUUCGUAUGUGUACUGCAUUACGCAAACUAAAUGUUAUGCUUAAAGCCACAAAAUCAGAAGAUAAUUAUAUCAAUACUCCAAAUUUAUUGUCAGUGAAUGAACACGAGUCAUCCACAAUAUCGCCAUUGAAAAGAUUGGAACUGCAGAUAUUUACACAAUUUGAUGUUCGUUCACUGAAUUCUAUUCUUCCUUGUGUGCCUAAUCUUGAAGAAUUUUGUGUUAAUCUCGUCAGUGACCAUAUGAAUGCAUCAUAUAUGGAUUUGUUAGUUGAUGGACACAGCUGGCAACGAUUAUUCACGAGUCACGUGGCAAAUCUGAAGAAAUUUGAUUUUCACAUGUCUUUUCUAAUCUGUGAGAAAUUAGUAGAUUCGACCAUGAUCCUUCACUCGUUCAAUUAUUUUCAAAAACACUAUGAUAGUUGGCAUAUGGCUGUCAGUCGAUGGAAAAUCCUUGAAGAAUUCAUGCCGUAUGAGCAGAUUGUUUUGCGCACACUGAAUUACAGAUAUCUGCCACCACGAUAUAAAUGUCCGAUCGAAGUAGAUAUAUGUUGUAACACGGUCAAAAUAAUAUCCUCGGAUAUGUCAAAUGGUAGUAUCUACCGAUAUCAAUCACAUAACGAUGCAGUAACGUUUUAUAUGCCGACAUAUAUGGAAAAACAAAAUAUUGAACCAUCUUCAAAGAUUCCGUUUAGAAAUGUCAAUUUUCUUACGAUAGACUUAUCCUUCGAAUUACUGGAUAUGUCUCAACUAUUCCAAAGCAUCUAUAAGUCAAUUUUUACACAUUCAUAUGAGAAUGAAUCAUAUCAAUAUGUUAAAAAUCUUUCAUCUCUUAUUGAUUUAUCCACUGUUUCGACUUUGAAAUUUGAGCAUACCAAUAACCCACCACGACUAUACGUUGUACCACAUGUUUUAUUAGCAUGUGUCAAUGUUACAAAGCUUAUUAUGCCCACUUCAUUAUUUUUCUCGUCUGACUUCAUCGACGAUCCUUACCAUCUUCUCGCUUUUGGUCGAAUAACGCAACUAAAUUUAGUUUCAGAUUAUGCGUAUCUUCCGCCGAAGUGUGGAUCGAAAAUCGUUGAACGUUUUCCAUCUUUGUCAUAUAUCGAAACUGAUGUAUACUCACUUGAUUGCACUGUACCACUCGUCGAUAUUUUUGUGGGCGGUCUGAAAAUGCUACGUCAUCUUGUCAUGGGAUUUUCUCAUGAAGGUUUGAUUGACGAUGCAAUUUCACGAGAUCACGUCAUUGAAAAGCGACGUCAAUCAUUUGGUUUAAAUAGAAACGAUGAAUGCAAAGUAGUUGUGAAAAUCGAAGAUCAUAAUACAUUGUAUAUUUGGAUUCCAUGA